This is a messenger RNA of Daphnia carinata, 787 nucleotides long. Its product is annotated as ATP synthase subunit C lysine N-methyltransferase-like. Gene Ontology annotation, molecular function: protein-lysine N-methyltransferase activity. Gene Ontology annotation, biological process: positive regulation of proton-transporting ATP synthase activity, rotational mechanism; regulation of mitochondrial ATP synthesis coupled proton transport; peptidyl-lysine trimethylation. The transcript is spliced from 5 exons. NCBI's taxonomy places the organism in Eukaryota, Metazoa, Arthropoda, Branchiopoda, Diplostraca, Daphniidae. Bases 65 to 718 code for a protein of 217 amino acids. Gene Ontology annotation, cellular component: mitochondrion. The record is from RefSeq and is a predicted model, not a curated record.
CUGUUUAGACCAAGUAACCAAACGUGCUAGCGUGAUAUUUUGAUGUAAAAAAAAAACACAAAUAAUGGCUAUGGAAAACAAAAACACGCAAAAUCUAGAUUGCGGAUGUGAUCCUUACCUUCUUUCCUUGAUAGAAACUCCCCAGGAACAGCAACCAGUAGCAAAAAAAUCAAAUAGAUCUACAGGUCUUUUACUGGCGUCCAUUACCGGAGGAGCCGCUAUUGCGCUAAGUGUUGUUUGUUUCCCUUUCGUUGCGCCUGCCUUAAGACGAGUGGUGCUUCCAUACGUUCCAGCAAGUACACAGCAAGUUGAGAAUGUCAUGAAAGCCCUCUCCAAAAACAGUACUGGAGGGAAGAAAUUGAUUGAUCUUGGCAGCGGAGAUGGGCGAAUAGUUUUGGCUGCUGGUCAAAGAGGCUUUCAAAGUCAUGGAGUUGAAUUGAAUACCGUCCUUGUUUUGUAUUCCAAAUUAGCUGCCUGGAGGCAAAGAAUUAAAAAUGCAACUUUCAGCAGACAGGACUUAUUCAAAGUGGACUACACUAAAUACAACAACAUUGUCAUUUUUGGUGUAGAAGAAAUGAUGCCAGAAUUGGAAGCUCUUUUCGAAAAAUCUUUGGCAUCUUCCAGUCAAGUUAUUGCCUGCCGUUUUCCUUUGCCAAAUUGGAAACCGUCCCAUGUGAUUGGCGAAGGCAUAGAUACAGUAUGGGUGUAUGAAGUGUAGUAAAUAGUCAGGCCCAAACAAAGUCUAGUGUAUUUAUAACAAACAAAUAAAAACCCUCUAUUCAAUAGA